AUGCCGUACCCCUCUGCCAUGCCAGUGCCCCAGUCCACUCGUGAUAGUGCAUCAAGUGAGGUAAUUUCUGAUGAUAUAUCUAUGUCAACUUGUCAAUUACUGCCACGAACCACUCGUGGCAAACCCAAACUGCAAGAUGCUCUUUGUGACACCAAAUGGGUAGAUGUUAUGAAUGUUGAAAUGGAAGCUUUGGACAAGAAUGAAACUUGGGAUUUAGUCACUUUACUAAGAAGGAAGAAAGUUGUUGGGUGCAGAUGGGUGUUUACUUUGAAACAUAAAGCUACUGGUUUCAUUAACCGUUAUAAGGCUAGAUUGAAUGCGUUCCUACAUUAUGACCUCAAGGAAGAAGUAUACGUGGAUGUUCCUCCUGGUAAGCGGUCUCCAAGAGCAUGGUUUGGGAGAAACUAA
Messenger RNA from Prunus armeniaca (apricot), 408 nucleotides. NCBI's taxonomy places the organism in Eukaryota, Viridiplantae, Streptophyta, Magnoliopsida, Rosales, Rosaceae. The record is from the annotation of a GenBank genome assembly.